UCAAACGCUCAGCCUCUCUCUCUGUAUUGUUGUUUAGCUGUUGUCUGCGCAUCCCCAUUUUGAAUUCUCUCCCUCCUUUCACACCUCUCUCUUUCUUUCUCUUAUAAAACCGAAACCCUCUCUACUUCCUUUCUCUCUCCCCAGUCUUCGAUAAUCUCGUCUCCUUUCACUUUCUUUUCUCUAGUAAAUCGCUUUCUUGCCAAUCCUUUUCUUCGUUUUCUCGUUCUUGUUACUCAUAACAGCUUGUUUGUUUCUUUUUUUUAAUUUUUGUUCUCUGUUGCAGAGGAGGAGGAAAAUAUGGCGGUCAAUUCUUCCACAGGAAGAAGUUCAGAUUUGCUUAUUCAGGUUCCAAGGAGGUUUAAAGACAGAGAAAAUACUCCUGAAAGAACCAAACCUUUUCUUCAACCAAGUAAACCCAAAAACAUAACUGAUCAAAGGAAAGUCGCUGUGGUUUAUUAUCUUUCUAGAAAUGGCCAGCUUGAGCAUCCUCAUUUUAUGGAGGUUCCUCUUACUUCUAGUGAAGGUCUUUACCUAAAAGAUAUUAUCAAUCGCCUAAACAUUCUUCGAGGUAAAGGCAUGGCUAGCCUCUACUCAUGGUCUUCUAAAAGGAGCUACAAAAACGGCUUCGUUUGGCAUGAUUUAACUGAGGACGAUCUCAUCUAUCCUGCCCACGGUCAUGAGUAUGUCCUUAAAGGAUCAGAGCUUCUCGAUUCCUCUAUAAACCCUAACAAACCGCUUCUCCUAGAAACGACAUCGUCGUUUACAUCGCCGAAACAACCUGAGAUUCGUAAGUUAUCUUCAAGUGAGGAAGCCAAUUUUCCGGUUGUCACGCGGCGGAGAAACCAGUCAUGGAGCUCUGUCGAUCUUAAUGAGUAUAAGGUUUAUAAAACCGAGUCAUUCUCGGAGUCGGCUCAGAAACUCGCUGCUGACGCUUCGACUCAGACUGAUGAGAAGAGGAGGAGGAGAAGGCCGGCAAAGCAAGAAGACGAAAUUGAAGAAUUGCAAGAGGAGAAAAGCCCGGAGCCGGAGGUGAACAGGGAAGAAAUUGAGAUUUCACCUCCGCCGUCGGAUUCGAGUCCUGAGACAUUAGAGUCUCUGUUGAAGGCUGAUGGACGGCUGAUAUUGGGUUCAGGGAGCGGUAAUGAGGAGAGUUUGAAUCGGACGGUGGAGAAUUGUGGGAGGACGAAGGCGUCAACCGUUCUAAUGCACCUGAUUUCGUGUGGUUCCAUGUCAUUUAGAGACUGUGGGGCCACGGCGGUAAGAGAACAAGGCUUCUCUUUGAUUGGACACUACAAAGGAAGGCUGCCACGUGGAGGAGGGAACGGAGUGGGGACAUCGAAGGAAUUCACAAGUUUUGGAGGGGUGAGAUUGGAAGAGAAAGAGUAUUUUAGUGGGAGCUUGAUCGAGACAAAGAAAGAGGAGGUCCCUGCUUUGAAGAGGUCCAACUCCUAUAAUGCAGAUCGGAGCUCAAGCUCGCAGUUGCAACUGGCAGAAAAGGAGGAAGACGGGGCACGAACCAAGUGCAUACCAAGAAAGCCAAGGGCAAUGCCAGCGCCAACCAAGAAAGAAAACACCACUAGUGUUUCUGGUGAAAGUAAUAGUCAAGUAGGGAGCAAAAGAUUCCAGAUCCAAGUCGUCAGAACGUAACCGGAGGUGAAAUGAGAUUAUCAAACACUUAGCUUUGUAAAUGUAGUUUGGAACUAAAUACUGAGAGCGUAGACAAAAAAGAGAACAAGAAAACCCAAAAAUAAGAAAAGAGGAAGGAAAAUAUGCUAAAUAUUUGGUGGUGGAUUCCAAAUCACGGCGGUCUGGCCGGCGGGCACUUGCAUUGAAGAUUAGAGUGUGAGUUGAUAAGUCCUAUAAAGUGAAGGCUCUCUUUGUUGGAGCUUGUAAAAUGUUCAUUUGAGUUUGGAGCUUUCAGCUUAGGGUCAAUGCUAGGUGUGCCUUAAUUUUGGUGAUUUGGUACAAAUCUUAGUAGUUGUUUAAGCCUUUUAAGACACAAUAGUUUUGACUCUAAAACAUGGGAAAUAGAAUUUUGUCCUUGGUAAUGUCAUUUACUUUCUGGCUUCA
Jatropha curcas is the source of this 2070-nucleotide messenger RNA. The record is from RefSeq and is a predicted model, not a curated record. NCBI's taxonomy places the organism in Eukaryota, Viridiplantae, Streptophyta, Magnoliopsida, Malpighiales, Euphorbiaceae.